CAUUCACUACGAUGAUCGCUUAGUGGGAAGGUGGUCCUCUCUGUACCCGGUGCCUGUUGUAUGGGUAAAACUGAUUAAAUCAAAGAUUCUCGUCUGACCAAAGCAUAACUCGUAUCAGGGUCAAGUGUGCUUGAAGAUAUCAUCUGCAUUUAUCGUCCACGAAAUAUAAAUUCCGAAUCAUGGAGCCCAAUUCAACCACGGGCGGGGCUGAGGAAGAGCUCCUUGAAAACUUAGUGCCAAAAGUGCCUGCCGAGGGGCACAGGAUUGGCCACAGACUGGCAGAGGCCAUGGAGGUGGAGCAGGAGGGACUGGUGGAGCAUCAGCCACUGGCGCAGGAGGACCUGAACUUCGAACGCUGGAAGCCCAAGCCAAGGCCCGAGAGGUCGCUGCACGAGCAGUUCUCUGCCGUGAAACAAUACUUGUGGAAUCCCGACACCAGGGAGUUCAUGGGCCGCACAGGAAAGAGCUGGAGCCUCAUCGUCUUUUUCUAUUCGGCAUUGUAUACUUUCUUGGCUGCCAUGUUUGCUGCUUGUAUGUGCUGCCUGAUGUGGUCCAUCAGCCCUUACAAACCAACGUACAAUGACAGGGUGAUGCCACCAGGCAUGAUGAUGUUCCCACAUGUAGAGGGAUUUGACAUUGCCUUUAAUGCAUCUGACCGCCCCUCCUGGAAUAAGUAUGUGAAGAUGAUGGAGUCCCACCUAAAACCAUACGAUGACUCUGUUCAGGAGGAAAAGAAUAUCCCAUGUCAGCAGGACAAAUAUUUUAUGCAAGAUGACAAAGAGGAGAGUGCUGAGCGGAAAGCAUGCCAGUUCAAGAGGUCAUGGCUUGGGGAGUGCUCAGGGAUCUCAGAUCGUCAUUUUGGCUACUCUCAGGGAAAGCCCUGCAUCUUUCUCAAGAUGAACCGGAUUCUUGGGUACUUGCCUGGUAAGGGAACCCCAGUAAACGUGACUUGUGCUCUAAGGAAAGGGGAUACAGGAAACCUUGGGGACCUUGAGUUCUUUCCAAAGAACAUUUUCAAUCUGAUGUAUUACCCCUACUAUGGGAAGCAAAGACACGUGAACUACACGUCGCCAAUAGUUGCAGUACGUUUCCCUUCACCUCAGCCUGACACCCAUCUUCAUGUGCAAUGUAAGCUCCAUGGCAAGGACAUCAUCAAUGAUUCACCAACUGAUCGCUUUCUGGGAAGUGUGUCUUUCACUCUUGAAGUGGGUGCGUAGCUUCCCACAAUUGCUGCCUUCGCCCACCUUUUGAGUUGUACACAUUUGCAAAUGGAACAUCUUAGUACUAGAGUUGGAGAAUUUCCCUUGUAUGACAUAAAAUGUUUUUUAAUCUUUCAAAAUUCUUAUAACUCCCUGCAGAAAUAGGAAUAAUUUUAAUAAGCACUCAAAUGGACGCGCUCCUCACAAAAAAACAAUACAAUGACAGAGACAGUGCUUGGAGAGAAAAUGAGAAGGACAUACUGUACUUUCCAUAAUGUAAUACUUAGUUUCACUAGUCAUAGGAAAAAGUGUUUUUAUCUAAGGCUUAUAAAGCACUGCCGAAGUCAUUUCUGUGCAAGACUUGACUUAGCCUACUUCACUUAACCAGAGGGCCUGAUGUUCCAAAAAGGGAAAUUGACUAUCAUUUGUAGUUACACAUUAACUUUAGAGCAACACGUUAUUGGGCAUCAUGAGUUUUAUGAAAUUCCAGAGUGUUCCAGAGUGGCAGUAGUUUUUGUAUAAUAGUUUGGUUUGAAUAUUUUGUAACACUCUUCUGAUUCAUCAACAUUUCUUUUGUAUAAAGGUUACAACCUCUGUAAUACAAAACGAAUAUAUUUGUCUUAUCACUGAGCUCAAUUUCAGAUAAUCCAGAGACUAUUUACCACCGAGAUAAAUAGUCUUUUACGAAGAUUCCAGAGCAUUACACACUCUUAAUUAUUUGGUCUUGUAUUACAAUAUCAGAGGUUGCUUGUUCCUUUUAAUAAGAUAAUAGGCUGCUAUUCUUUAGAAUUAAUAAUUUCUGUCUAUGAUGCAGUUAACAGUUUUGUUUACUUUUAAUCUAAUAAGUAAUUCUGUAAAUUACUGCCCAAAAAAUGCAGUUUCAUUCCAUGCUAGUUUGUAAAUUAAAAAAAGGAUAUGUGAAUCCUCUCUCCGCAGAUGGAUAUUAAGUAUGUUAGACACGCACAAACAAGAUAGAACAAUAUGGACCAAUUCUUAAUGUUAUGAAAUAUCUGGUGAGACUCAGCAGUAUUAUUUAUUAAUGUAUUUGAUAAUGUUGACAUGGAACAAUCAAAUGUUGACGGUGAAGGAUAGGCUUACUUUGGAAACUGCGUAAUCUCUUGGCAGUUCAGAGAUUAUAUAUUUCAUUGGCAGACAAUAACGUGUGCCAGAAUACAUUUUACACGAAAGCACUCAAUGUUAUAGAAAUGUAAACAAUAAACAUGGAACUGAAUUAACUAAUUUAAA
This is a messenger RNA of Alosa sapidissima (American shad), 2444 nucleotides long. RefSeq names its product ATPase Na+/K+ transporting subunit beta 4 (gene atp1b4). Gene Ontology annotation, biological process: regulation of DNA-templated transcription; sodium ion transport; potassium ion transport. Lineage: Eukaryota; Metazoa; Chordata; Actinopteri; Clupeiformes; Clupeidae. Bases 180 to 1217 code for a protein of 345 amino acids. The transcript is spliced from 9 exons. The record is from RefSeq and is a predicted model, not a curated record. Gene Ontology annotation, cellular component: nuclear inner membrane; sodium:potassium-exchanging ATPase complex.